Molecule: messenger RNA, 1303 nt
Organism: Nicrophorus vespilloides
Lineage: Eukaryota; Metazoa; Arthropoda; Insecta; Coleoptera; Silphidae
Product: BTB/POZ domain-containing adapter for CUL3-mediated RhoA degradation protein 3
Exons: 2
Coding region: 295-1179 (294 amino acids)
Biological process (GO): protein homooligomerization
Molecular function (GO): protein binding
Source: RefSeq, a predicted model, not a curated record
GUAACAACGGCAACAUUGCCCAUUUCACCUGUCAUUGUAGUGGAGAUUGAUAAAAAAAAUGAGUAUUAUUAUUUUGGGAUGUGGUGUUUAGGGAGGCUCUGAUAAACAAAGGAGGAACGAACGCACUGAUAACAAUUGAAUCAUCUUUGCCACGCCUUCAUGUAAAUGUAAGCAUUCCGAGCAUUUAAAAGCAUUGCAUUUCAAUAAGUGUGUGAUAAGGCUAGAGCCCCAAAUUUAGAGAAACUGAGAAGCCAUUCCAAUACAAAAAAGCAUAAACAAGAAACCUUUGCAGUGAUGAACACAAUCGAGAUGUCUGGCAAGACGAUCAAAGACAACCCAUCCCAAUAUGUAAAACUCAACGUUGGUGGUAGUCUGCAUUAUACCACCAUUGGCACUCUGACCAAACAUGAUACAAUGCUCAGAGCAAUGUUCAGUGGGCGAAUGGAGGUGCUCACAGAUUCAGAUGGUUGGAUAUUGAUUGACAGACGAGGCAAACAUUUUGGGACAAUACUGAAUUUCCUACGGGAUGGUAGUGUGCCUUUGCCAGAAUCCAGCAAAGAGAUUGCUGAAUUGGCUGCAGAAGCAAAAUACUAUUGCAUUUCUGAAUUAACGGAAGCCUGCAAUCAGGCAUUACUGAAGAAAGGCAGAGAAGUUGAAGCGUUGUGUCAAGUGCCGCUGAUCACGUCUCAAGUUGAGGAGGAAUUGUUGAUCACCUCAACAACUAAGCCGGCUAUUAAGUUGCUUAUAAAUCGGCACAACAAUAAGUAUUCUUACACCACAACAUCUGAUGAUAACCUGCUGAAGAACAUCGAGCUGUUCGAUAAGUUAUCACUUUGGUAUAAAAAUCGUGUGCUAUUCAUAAAGGAUGUCAUUAGCACGAGCGAGAUAUGCUGCUGGACAUUCUACGGCCACGGUAAGAAAGUAUCUGAGGUUUGCUGCUCGUCGAUCGUUUACGCUACGGACAAGAAGCAUAACAAAGUUGAAUGUCCGGAGGCAAGGAUAUACGAAGAAACGCUCAACAUUCUUCUAUACGAAACCAGAAACGGUCCCGACCAGGAGCUGAUGCAGGCCACUUCUACCAGAGGUGCUGUCUCUGGUAUGUCUUCGUACACCAGCGACGAAGAGGAGGAAAGAAACGGACUGGACAGAUUACGAGCGAAAAAGAACAAUCCCACCUAAGCAAGCGCAAAAAACACCUUUUUUGAUAUAUUCCAUGUAUUUAAUUUAUUGUUGUGUAUAUUAUUAUAUUGUCUUAUAUUUUUCUUUUGUAUUCUCGUGGCCUCAAGUAAAAUGCAUUCAGAAU